UUCAAAGUAAUAUAAAGCACAUCAAGCAUGGAGUACUACACAUUUUCUCAAGGGUUUACCGAAAACGACCAAGAACGUGCGCCGGCAAAGCAUCACGUGAAGAAGACGUGGGUGAAAGAACGUUAUGAGAGUGAUGAAGAAGAUGGUUCGAGAGAGGAAGAGGUGAACCAAAUGAUCAUAAAAGAAGAAGAGGAUGAAGAAACUAAAGGUAUGGUGAUGUCAUCUAGUACGAUGCUAACAAGUAAGGUGAAGUAUCUUAACUAUGGAGCUCUCAAACAUGAUACGCCACCGGCAGCGUCUAGUGGUGGAGGAAGAGUCAUGCCUCCUCCGUCGAACAGGUACCACCGUGGUCAUCCCAAGUACUACAGAUGCAGGGGUUGAAGUCAAAAAUCUCUGGAGAUUAUUCUAUUUGCGAAUUAUUAUAUGAAUAAUAAAUGACUUUGGUAAGUAUAUAUAACUUCCAAGAGUUUGAACAAAAAAAAAACUUCCAUGCAUGCAACAUGUUUCACCAUGUGCUUGUAAUUAGUUGUAAUUUCUGUUGCGAAAUAUUGAUAUCUAAGAGAAAAAAAUAAUAUGAAUAUCAUCGAGUACUUAUUUUAGUAA
Molecule: messenger RNA, 603 nt
Organism: Raphanus sativus (radish)
Lineage: Eukaryota; Viridiplantae; Streptophyta; Magnoliopsida; Brassicales; Brassicaceae
Product: protein RALF-like 32
Exons: 1
Coding region: 28-381 (117 amino acids)
Source: RefSeq, a predicted model, not a curated record